Molecule: messenger RNA, 1235 nt
Organism: Pseudomyrmex gracilis
Lineage: Eukaryota; Metazoa; Arthropoda; Insecta; Hymenoptera; Formicidae
Product: chymotrypsin-like protease CTRL-1
Exons: 8
Coding region: 25-1101 (358 amino acids)
Biological process (GO): proteolysis
Molecular function (GO): serine-type endopeptidase activity
Source: RefSeq, a predicted model, not a curated record
CUCAUUUCCACUUUCCGUUCGAAAAUGUGUGGCUUGUUGUUGUUACUUUUACUGCCGGUCGUAAUUUCGGAACCGUGCGAAUAUUCCCGAUACUACAUGUGUCAGAGCAAUCAUUCUCUCGCCUGCCCCGGGGAUCAGACAUGCACGUUGGUCGAAAAUUGCUCGGCGGUUGCAUUUCUGAUGGAUCGAAACGAGCUUUCCGCUCACAGAUUACGGCAAGCUGUGUGCGGAUACGAUCGCACGCGCGUGAAAAUUUGUUGCAGCGCCGACGGUUAUUCCGAACGGCCGAUUUACGCAAAUCCGAACGUCCAUCCGACCACCACCACCACCAUCCAGUCAUCAUCCGCGAAUCUCGAGUGCGGGAAGACUCUUGUUCGGAACAACGUGGACGCUUUGGGAUCGUAUCCGUUUGUCGCAAGAAUUGGUUUCAUAAAUGUUUUAACGAACGAGAUGAAAUAUUCGUGCAGCGGCGUGAUUGUUAAUGAGCGUACAGUAUUAACUACAGCGACAUGCGCACUCGCGAAAUCGGACAAAUACAGAUUAUGCUCUGUACUCAUUGGUGAAUAUAAUACAGAGUCGGAUCCAGAUUGCAACAAAUUAUUUUGCGGUCACAAAACCAGUAGCCACGAGAUAUCGUAUGUUAUCAAACAUCCAGGCUACGAUGCCGCAACUUUUUCAAACAACAUCGCGUUGCUUCGCCUUAAGAAAGCUAUUGAAUUUACAGCCACGGCGCAACCAAUCUGCUUCGUACCGGAAGACAGAUACGUCAGCUUGGGAAGUACAUGCACCGUUGUCGGCUGGGGACAAUUGUCCGGCCAGCAAACGCAGCCAACGACGCAACAGUCAUUACAGCUAAAACUCGUACCUAAGCAGCAAUGUUCGGACUACUUAAGCCAAGGUCUGUCCGUUGAAUUGUGCGCCAAAGGAAAUUGUGAGCCCUGCUCAGGUUACAGUGGAAGCCCACUGUUGUACAAAUAUACGGACACAUAUUUCCUGGUUGGCAUCCUAUCAUAUGGGUCUAGUUGCGACUCAAACAUCGUUUUUCCAUCUGCAUUCGUAAACGUGCAGAGAUACUCAAGAUGGAUCUUAGAGAACUCUUAGAAUUGCCGAAGUGCAACCUCUCGCCGAAAGACUACCGAUUUUGCCUCCUCUAGACCCAGCUGAUAAGCUAAAUCGUGCAGUCUUUUCACUUCCGAGAUAAGCCCGGUCAUUGCCAAACUACCCAGUUCUGCAAG